Molecule: messenger RNA, 1424 nt
Organism: Raphanus sativus (radish)
Lineage: Eukaryota; Viridiplantae; Streptophyta; Magnoliopsida; Brassicales; Brassicaceae
Product: transcription repressor OFP14-like
Exons: 1
Coding region: 343-1254 (303 amino acids)
Biological process (GO): negative regulation of DNA-templated transcription
Source: RefSeq, a predicted model, not a curated record
GACAUUAGUUUGACUUGCAAUGGAAAGCAACUACACUAGCGUUCAUUCAACCAUGACUUGAAUACAGAAUGUGGAAGUUAUGGGAACGGAUUUAUAAAACAACAAAUCCAAGAAGAAAAACUUCCCAAUUAAUGACAUUGCACAAACUCAUUUGCCUACAGUUUCAGAUCAGAGACCAACCCUCUCUCCGUUUUCCGUGUCUUGUAUAUAUGAGGGAGGUCCUCAAAUCUCCAGAAUUGGUAAAAAAUCUCUCGUUGGUUUGCUUCCACAAAUUGUGUUAUUCUUAUUCAUCAUCAUCAUUAUCAUUGUCAUCAUUAUUUUUUUUUUUCUGCAGAGGAAAAAAUGCCAAACCCAUUGCAGAACUCGUUGCAUGGUUACCUGUCAAAGAUCAAAAGAGAGACAGAAAAGCUGCAGUUGACGUCGUCGAAAUCAUUGUCAUCAUCCAAGAAGUGGGUGCUUGCUGGCUGUAAGCAAUCCAAAAAGCUCUCCUCCUCCUUCAAGCAUAGACGAGGUCCCAAAAGCAAGACCAGAUCCAAUGACGACCACCACCAGGAUUCCAGUCAGGCAGCCACCUUGUCUGAUAUCGACCGUUUCCUCGAGGAAAACUUCAAAUCCCUCUGCAUCAGAGAUGGCAGCGAAGAGGAGGAGGAGGAGGAGGAGGACCACCAUCAUUGGAAAAAGAAGGAGAAAAUGCAUCAGUCCUCGGAUGAAGACGACGACGACAACGACGAGUAUCGUCACAGAUUCGAGAGGACAUGGGGACCGGCCGUCUACGACUCCCCCAAACUGCCAGAUCCGCCGAGGAGAACAGAGAGACUAUCUCCACCACCUGGAUCAUCGGAAGGUAGGCCCAGCAUGUACAACACAAUGUCGGAGGAGGAGGGAGAGGAGAGACCGUCGUUGAGGUCCAAGUCCAACUCAUCCAGCACGGUGCUGCCUGAGAACUGCAUCGCGGUGCUGAGAUACACUGCAGAUCCUCAGGAGGAUUUCAGGAGAUCGAUGGUGGAGAUGAUGGAGUCCAAGCUAGGAGGGAGCGAGGUGGACUGGGACUUGAUGGAAGAGCUACUUUUCUCCUAUCUCGAUCUCAACGACAAGAAGUCACACAAGUUCAUACUCAGCGCAUUCGUCGAUCUCAUCAUCUCUCUCCGUGACAAGGAGAAGAGGAUCACCAGGACAUCCCUUGAGAGGUCGCUCAGUAUUCGCGCCGCCGCCAGAAUGAGGCUGAGUAAGAGGACCGAUGCCUUUCGCAACUAACUCUUGCAACUUAUUUCCCUUCUUUUCUUUUGCAAUUCAAAAAGUUACAUAACAAUUUUUAUUUUUUGUUUGAUUACAUUCCUUUCUUUCUUCUCAGCCUUUUAAAGUUAGAACUUGCUUUUUAGUAUUGUUUACUUUACAAAAAGAGUAAAGAGAAGCCAGCAACAAUG